AUGGAAUUUUUUCAAACAUUGCAAUUAUUAACUCAUAUUUUAAUAAAACAAUUUAUUAUCCUACCAUACUUUAAACCUUAUUCAUUUAAUUCAUUCCAUUUUUGUUUAUUUCUUAACAUUAAAUAUCAGAUAAAGUAACAGAAAGGCUUUUUUAUUUUGCUUUCUCUAGUAAUUAGUCAUAUUCUCUCAUUUUCACUUGUAUUUUUUAUUUUAAAACCAGUAAUUAUGCAUAAUCUUCUUCAAUUUACUUACGAAUAAUUUCUUUAUUUUUUUAUUCUUCAUCUUGUUGAAUAGAUUAUUACUAAUUUUAUGAUUGAAAAUUAUGUUAAUCAUAUUAUUCUGAUGAAUUUUGGCACUAUUGAUUCGAUGAGGAUUGGUUACUAUCUUUAUUAGAGGGUUAAUAAUUUAUUCCCAAAAUACUUGCAGCCUUUUAUUUUCCAUCAUCAUUUCUAAAUUAUUCUAAUAUAUUUACAGCAGAGCUAUCUUUAGUAGUAAAUCUUUGUAAGAGUUAUAAGCACUCUAACUUUUAAGAUUCAUCAGAUAUUGAUUUUAAAACAUCUUUCACUUUACUUGUUGAAAUAGAGUAUAAAUGGUCAUAAUCUACAACAUUUCUGA
Messenger RNA from Tetrahymena thermophila SB210, 615 nucleotides. Its product is annotated as transmembrane protein, putative. The record is from RefSeq and is a predicted model, not a curated record. NCBI's taxonomy places the organism in Eukaryota, Ciliophora, Oligohymenophorea, Hymenostomatida, Tetrahymenidae. The transcript has a single exon.